GAAUUUGCAACACACAUGUUAUUAAAGUAUGUCAAAUUCAGGACAUUGUAAAAAAAAAACAUACAUUUGAAAGAUAGUAAAAUAAAUAAAAACAAAUAUUCCAUAAUAUUGAUAAUGUAUGUCAUACGUUGUUGACUUGGUACUUGUAUCACCUCAUUGAGACCUGAGAAUGCAAUUCUUAUUAAGUAUUUAUUGGGGACAUUGUACUUUUUUUUAUCAUAACCAAUCCAAUGCUGAACAAACACACACACACACACUUUAUACAUUAUGAAGUCACAAUAACCCAAUCGCCCCAGAAAUUCUAGAAUUCUUAACCCACAUUAUAACACACAGCGAGUGCUCAGAAAUCAUUUACAAACCUUUGCUUGUUAAAAUACUAUACAAUGCUGGGAACUGCACCCCCGGUAAAGAAGAGGGUGCGCUUACCCUCUCUGGAGGGAGCACCGCCCUCCUCCAGACUGAGGAGAGUGGAGGGAAGGAGAGGGAGGAGGACUCGCUGCCCCUCCCCUGAAACACCAUCCAGCUCCUUCCAACACGAGAGGACAGAAGAUGUUACAGCUGAGAGGCCCGGGGCCUGUAUUCAAGAUUUACCACCUGAGAUUAUGGAGGUCAUUCUGGGACAUCUCUCGCCAUGUGAUGUCAUGUCCUUUGGAGCGACCUGCGCCAGAUACCACCAGCAGAACAGUGUCCCCUGGGUCUGGAAGAGCUUCUGCAGCCGCAUGCCGGGCCCAUCAGAGCCCAGUGACUGGCAGCGGUUGGCCAUUCUCAAACACACCCAGGCACUGCACACUCAGCGACUGGGCCCGGCCCAGCGCGGCUCCCCAGGCACCAGGUCCCGCCGCUCCCAGCCGCCCACUUCCAGGGCCAUGGAACUCCCAGAGGCCCAUGGGUACCGGCGGGUGGUGCCUGCUUGGGGCAGCGUGCUGCUCUGGGACUACCAGGGCACCCUCCACCUGCUGAGGCAUGAUGGGGCUGAAGGGCUGCUGUCCCAGCCCAACGUCCUCUGCCACAACGUCAAGGAUUUUGCCGUUGAUCCUCGCAACGACGCCCGCCACCGUGAUCACGUUUACGUCUUGGCCAACCCCCAGGAUGUCUCCCAGGGAACCAGCAGAGUGACCUUCUACGGCCUGGGCACCGGUGCACCCGUGUUCCGGAUGACCUUUCACCCUUCACUGGCCUUCGCGCAGAUCUGCCUCACUGGGACUAAGAUCCACCGUCAGCUGCUGCUCCUUUCUGGUCAGCAGAGAUAUUUCCUAUGUAAUAAGCUUCUAAUGGUCCAAAGAAGAUACAACAUUGUAUUGACCCUGGUAUGCACUGGGGCGGUGUAUGGGCUCUCACUCAACGAGGCCAACAUGCUGCUGAGGUGGCACAACUUCUCUGUGCACAUGACACGCAAGAUCAUGAGUGUCCCUCAGGGUCCGCUGUCCAUCCGUCAGGUCCAAAGCAGCCAGAACAGCGCCCUCUACCUGAGUGGGGACGGGACAGUGUGUCUGGAGGUCUAUUCCCCCGCUCUCUACAAGAAGAUGUUUGGCGACCAGCAGGUCUGCCCUGCCUUGCAACCGCCUGUGCAUCUGCCACUGCCUACCAAGGUGGUGAAGUGUUCUCUGGGCCCCAGCCAUAUCUGCCUGGUGGAUGAAAGGGGGGGCAUAUUCACGCAGGGAGAUAACAGCUUUGGCCAGUUAGGUACUGGGGACAGAGUUGACCGCAGACAACUCACUCAGGUGUCAGUGUCCAUGAGGCCUGUGGAUGUGUGGUGCGGGCCCAACCACACUCUGGUCCUGCUACAAGAUGAGUCCGGGGCCAAGGAGCUCCAUGGCUGUGGUUUUGGUGCCGCAGGCCGCCUUCCCGGCCACCCCAAAGGCAGCGAUGUGUUGGUCAAGCUCAACGUCCUGGUACCCCGGGCCUCCCGCUCAAUCUGUGCCGUCAAAAACUGCCUGUAUAUCAUGAGCAGCCAUGAUAUUGACGAGGCAUUGUUCGACAACGGCCACAACUGACCCUUCACAGCGCUACCAUCCCAUGCCAACACUGACAUCGACUACUGCUGCAGAAAUCUAAUUUGAUUUAAUGCCACCUAGAAAUGACUUUGGCUUUCAUACCUGUGCGCACAGGAAUUGUUUUUGUCAUCGACCUACAUAAAAAUACACUUUG
Gadus macrocephalus (Pacific cod) is the source of this 2148-nucleotide messenger RNA. Its product is annotated as F-box only protein 24-like. Gene Ontology annotation, molecular function: protein binding. The record is from RefSeq and is a predicted model, not a curated record. The coding region runs from base 384 to 1994 and encodes 536 amino acids. Lineage: Eukaryota; Metazoa; Chordata; Actinopteri; Gadiformes; Gadidae. The transcript is spliced from 10 exons.